AUGGAAUCCGAUGAAAUAGUAAGAGACAAUUCUUUAUUUACUGCAAAAACAAUGAGACUUUAUAUUGCUUUACUACUUAUGAUGGCACUAUUUUGUUCCACUGUACUUAGAAUUAAUUUAGGAAUGUCAAUGGUUUGUAUGGUUAAUUCAACUGCAUUUGUUAGCGAAACAUUAGAAAUUAAAAAACAAUCAUUUGAUGUUAUAGAUUCUGUAAGUGAUUUAAAGAAAUACGUAUGUUUAAAAAAAAGUGUUAUAAGUGAUACAAUUGAUAUGGGUUAUCAUGGAACAUUUCUUUGGUCACCAUCAAUGCAAUCAACAUUGUUUUCGGCAAAUUUUUAUGGUGGAAUAAUAACAAUAAUUUUUUCUGGAUAUUUAGCAGAUAAAUUUGGUGCUAAAUCAUUAUUAUUAAUGGCAAUAAUUGAUUGUUCAAUUAUAUCAUUUUUAUCACCAACAAUAGCAAGUAUCAGUUAUACAUUAUUUUUUAUUUCUAGAAUGAUAAUGGGAUUGGGAGAAGGUUUUGUUAUACCUACAAUGUCUUCUAUGGCUGCACGUUGGUUUCCUAGUCAUGAAAGAAGUACUGCUGCAGCAAUUUAUACAUCAGGAAAUCAACUUGCUGGAAUUUUAGGUCUUUUAAUAUCUUCAAAACUUUGUUCAAUCAAUUUUCUUGGAGGAUGGCCUUUAAUAUUUUAUACUUUUGGAUUAUUAGGUAUUAUAUGGUCUAUAUUAUGGUUGAUUUUUGCUUCUGAUGAACCACAAACAAAUAAAUGGACAUCAGAAAAUGAAAAAAAAUAUUUAAAAGAAGCUACACAUGGACAAAUUAGAAAAAUUGCUGGUUCUGCAAAAUUUCAUAUACCAUCAAUUCCAUGGAAAAGAUUAUUAUUUUGUGGACCAUUAUGGGCAAAUUUAUUAGCACAAUUUAGUUUUAAUUUUGGAAUAAGUUUUAUUCAAAGUUUCUUACCUACAUAUCUUAAAGAUAUUUUAUUACUUCCUUUAGAUCAGAAUGGAUUAUUUGUUAUGAUACCUUAUAUAGCUCAAAUAAUACCAAAAAAUAUUUUUGCAAUAAUUUCAGAUAAUUUAAAAAAAAGUCGCAUACUCACACCCACUAUGGCUUGUAAAAUAUUUCAAUGUUUUGGAAAUUUUGGUACUGCAAUAGCAUUUUUUGGAUUAGCAUUUUAUGUUGAUUGCACUACCAAAGUUCUUUUUGCACUAUUAUUGAUAUUUUAUGGUGUUUCUUUUUCAUGUGGUGUAUCUGGAUUUUAUACAAGUAUACUUAGUAUUGCUCCGAAUUAUACGGGUUUGGUUACAUCAAUAUGUAUGAUAUUUGGAAUGAUUGGUAAUGCAACUUCACCAAAUAUUUUUUCAAUUUUAAAUAAAAAUGGGACACCAGAAGAAUGGUCAAGAAUGUAUAUAGCUAUAGCUAUUAUUAAUAUUAUUGCAGGUAUAGUAUUUUUAAUAUUUGGAUCAGCUGAUGUUCAAGAAUGGGCAUCAUCUGCAAAAACUAGUAGAGUUGAAGAUAUGCAACAAAAUGCAAUAAAAUUAAGAAUAUCAACCAAAAGAAAAAGAACUGUCUCAGGGGUUACUGUUGAUGAAAUUACAAUAACCUAA
Messenger RNA from Strongyloides ratti, 1605 nucleotides. Its product is annotated as Sialin. Lineage: Eukaryota; Metazoa; Nematoda; Chromadorea; Rhabditida; Strongyloididae. The record is from RefSeq and is a predicted model, not a curated record. Bases 1 to 1605 code for a protein of 534 amino acids. Gene Ontology annotation, molecular function: transmembrane transporter activity. The transcript has 3 exons. Gene Ontology annotation, biological process: monoatomic anion transport; transmembrane transport.